CUGCUCGUAACCCCGCCGCGAGAGCGGCGCCGGUGCCGGAGAGAGGAAGGGAGAGAAGCGUGAAUCUGCCGAAAUCGACUAGCCGAAGGUCGGCGCGCUCGCUCUCUCCGCUCAGAGACACCCAGUAAAAUCAGUGGGAAGAAGAAGAGCAAAUGAAUAAUUCACAGAAGAACUCUUCGCCGCCGAGCUCUGUUUGUUCGGCCAUGUCGGCGGCGUGUGGGAAAGGGCAGAAGAAAUGGAGGCUGAAGGACUUCUUCCUGUUCCGCAGCGCGUCGGAAGGACGCGCCGCCGACAAAGACCCUCUGAAGAAGUACACUGCGGCGUUCAGACGGUCGAGCUUCGGAGGAACCGAUAGCCCCGGGUCAGGGUCAGGAUCCGGUUCGAGAAGAAGGGGACCGGUUUCGGCUCACGAGAGGCAUUACAAUGUGAACCGGGCGGUUUCGGAGGAUCUGAAGAAGAAAAGCUUCCUACCGUACAAGCAGGGUAUUUUGGGGCGGCUCGCAUUCAAUCCCGCCGUACACGCCUUGGCCAAUGGCUUCGGCUUUUCUCGUAAAUGAAUAUAUAAAUUAAUUAUUUAUUUUGCUUAAAUUAAUCUUUUUUUCCCUUUGUUAAUUUUGGAUUUAAUUCAUGCAUCAACAAUUUUUAUACGAUGUGCAAAAAUGUUACGCUUUGAUUGAAUGAUAUAUGUUAACGUGUGUUUUUAUGUGUU
Messenger RNA from Erythranthe guttata (spotted monkey flower), 709 nucleotides. The record is from RefSeq and is a predicted model, not a curated record. NCBI's taxonomy places the organism in Eukaryota, Viridiplantae, Streptophyta, Magnoliopsida, Lamiales, Phrymaceae.